CUCUCAUUGAAGCCCGGUGCUUCCUUAGCCUCUCAAGUUUCUUCCCUGCUUUCCUCUGCCACCUUUUUCAGUCGAUUGAUCGCAUGAUGCGUUCCAUCUACGCCGCUACGGUUUUAAUGUUGCUCAGCUCCGCCGUACUUGGCGCCCCUACGGCUUCGCUUGACCCGGCUGUUUUCCUUCAGAAUGGCCAGGAUGCGCAGACCCUCAAUGCGGAGUUUGCAAACUUGAAAGCUUCAGAUCGCUGUAAUGACGGAGAGCUUGCCUGUAUAAAUAAUUCGGUCGCUACAUGCUCCAAAUCCACUUGGCAACUAGUUCCUUGCAGCGGCACGUCGAACUCCUGCUUCGCCCUUCCUUCUACCACAGAAGAGGGAACUGUCCUCACUUGUACUACCAACAACACUGCCCUUUCUUUAAUUAGUGCUACGGGUGCCACCGGUGGCAUCGCCGUGAAGAGCACGAACACGACGAUCGACUUCCCAACGGAUUGUGACAGCGACGACAGCACCUCUAACUCUACGGAGUCAGCUUCUGCAUCGGCAAGCGCAGAGACCUCUCAGACUCACAAGCAUUCGCACGAGACGCACUCUGCGUCCAUCACCUCUGCGGCAUCGUCGGGCACCGCAGCUUCUACCGAUUCUACCGCAACUGGAGAGGUCACUAUAACAGUGACCGUCGUGCCGACCUCAACGUCGCCGUCUGAAACCUUCACACUCGACCCGUCUGCGGCUUCCAGUCUACUAUCGAGCCUUGCCACCGAUCCGAACGUGUCCAUCACGACCAUCUUCCCGUCUUCCGUGUCGAGCGCAGCGCCAUCGGCCAAGGUCACAAGCACUGCCAGGUCACAGUCAGUCGCUUCCUCAAGCAACGGUUCGACAGCCUCUAGCAAGGUUGUUGGCGUUACCUCUUCCUCUUCAGCGAGUUCUGCAUCCCUCCCCGUUAUCGUUCGCGCCAGUACAAUUACCCUAGCUCCGCUCAUCACGGCUAACGCUCGUGCUGUAUCUGCUUCGACGUCGGCAGCGGUGGACGGUGGAUACUACGGCGGAUAUCAAUGAGCCUUCGCUCAACGACGCUCUCAUUGACAACAAUAUCAUGGACUUCGUGUUCAAUAUAUUCCUAGAUCAUAGCAUGUAUCUCUACUUCACCGGUGUAGCAUAGAUAGACACUGCUUCGCACGUACUUUGAUCCCACCUUUCCGCCUUGCCAGUACGACAAAUGUGUACUGUAGGUUCAACUUGC
This is a messenger RNA of Dichomitus squalens LYAD-421 SS1, 1236 nucleotides long. RefSeq lists its product as uncharacterized. The record is from RefSeq and is a predicted model, not a curated record. Lineage: Eukaryota; Fungi; Basidiomycota; Agaricomycetes; Polyporales; Polyporaceae. The transcript is spliced from 3 exons. Bases 84 to 1052 code for a protein of 322 amino acids.